Messenger RNA from Desarmillaria tabescens, 832 nucleotides. RefSeq names its product Rad1/Rec1/Rad17. The coding region runs from base 38 to 811 and encodes 257 amino acids. Lineage: Eukaryota; Fungi; Basidiomycota; Agaricomycetes; Agaricales; Physalacriaceae. Gene Ontology annotation, biological process: DNA damage checkpoint signaling; DNA repair. The transcript has 10 exons. Gene Ontology annotation, cellular component: checkpoint clamp complex. The record is from RefSeq and is a predicted model, not a curated record.
CUUGUGACAUCGUCCUGCAAAUAUCAUACCGUAAACUAUGCUACCUGUGUUGAAGGCUUCCGUCCACGAUGUACAGUACUCUGCAGCACUUUUAUGGCGUCAACUUAGUCAACGUGAGGCUACAAUUACCGUCACCAAGAGAGGCUUUAUUACAGUGGUUGAAGAAGCGCGUACUCUGUUAGGAAUGGCAUAUAUCUUUUCCAACGUCUUCGAUGAAUACGACACCCAGGAUAGCGCAGACGAUGAAGACACAGACAAUAACGCCUUUGAGGUGCCUCUGAACACCCUUAUAGAAUGUCCGACCAUAUUCGGAACCGCGGGCGGAACUAACUACAACACCGCUGGAGGCGGCCGACAUACAAGGUGUAAAAAGGUCGGCGAUAACGACGACGGUGAUGAUGGCGACAACAACGACAACGACGGGGGACGGGGCAGGAUACAACAGUUCUUUGGUGGUGGCUCUGAAAAGAGAACGGGGAUGUCAUACACUGGAAUAUCUACAUACGAUGCAGAACCCCACCUCGAACUUCCAUUUGAUCUGGAAAAUAGGGUUCUCAAAAACAUUCUCAAAGCUACAUUCUCAGAAUGGCUACGCGACGCGCUCUCAGAAUUGGAUCCCUCAUGCGAGAAACUAACGGAAGAUCCCCAAAGACAGAAGGCCAAGUCACGGGUAGGGUUGAAGCCAAUGCUUCGUAUCCAAGCUACAGGAACAUUCAGUAACGUCCUAGAAACUUUUGAUUGCGCACAAACCAUCAGCUUCAGGUCCAACACUCUGCACACCUCCAUGCGUUUUCUGACAUCACAAUUUUAGUUAUCGGUUUGCUCACAUCUC